This is a messenger RNA of Uloborus diversus, 4347 nucleotides long. Its product is annotated as coiled-coil domain-containing protein AGAP005037-like. The record is from RefSeq and is a predicted model, not a curated record. Gene Ontology annotation, cellular component: cytoplasm. NCBI's taxonomy places the organism in Eukaryota, Metazoa, Arthropoda, Arachnida, Araneae, Uloboridae.
AAUGAAAUCACGUCGAUGGACACUGUGAGGGCUCUCUUCGUACGUUCAUUUCCCAAGCAAUUGACCAUGGAGUAUCUCGACUCUCCACACAUCCGAGUCUACAUCCACGACCCUGCCAAAGAUAUGUUCUACGAGCUCGAAGAUCUCAGAGACAUUCGUGAUCGAUCUGUCUUGAGAAUCUACGAACAAGACGUCAAUGGUGGCGGUGUUUAUAGCACUUACGAUCAAGAUCUCAGUUAUUUCUCUGAACCCGAAUUCGAUUCCGAGUAUCAGCAUCAGCACAUUCACAGAAGCAAGGCUUCCAAAGCUCCUCUGCCGCCUGCCAUAGGGUAUUACGGGACUCUGCCGACGCAGUAUCUACCUGCUAAUCGAACACAGACGCUGCCACACAGUGCUUCGAUGAGAACCUAUUCCCCUAGCCAUGCAGCCGACAGAGGAAAAUCACAGACCUUACCCCCAGGAGGAGGUGGAACACAGCCUCCCCCAAAGCCUCAGCGCUCUUUCCAACAGACGCUGACACCGUUGGGCAAGACUGUUCGUUCAACUCCUCCACCCACUGGGCCUCCUCCUUCGAUUCCUUCACCCAGAUCUGGUCAACCGCGACCUCUGGUUCCCGUUGGUUCUACGAUACCAAUGUCACCAGAGAGAAGGCACGAACCCCUCGGUUCGUAUCGCACUCCCCCGGACCGUCCAUACUCUGUGGCUGGGCAAGCAACAUAUCACAUCUCGCCAGAACGACGAUACGACCCACCUUACCAUUCCUCUCCAGAACGACGCUCACAACAGGAGUCGGGCUACCUGUCAUCACCUGAAAGGCGCGUGGACCACCAGCGAUCAUUCUCUGGCUACUCCACAAGCUCUUCAUAUGAGGAAUCUUUGUACGGUGGAAGCAUUUACGGGACGCGAUCGGGUAGUGUUACUCCUGUCAUCGAUGAAGAGGCUAGGUUAAGGAUGGAGUAUAUGGAGAGGCAAUUAGCUAGUUUGACUGGACUUGUGCAAAAAGCACUCACAACUGGACCACCAAAUAAAGUACCAACCCCACAGCAGCAGGCACUUCAGCAAAUACCAACUCGAGAUUGUGAUCCAGGCAAGAACAAUACUAAAGUUCAUCUUACUCCUGAAAUGUAUGUUCAAUUAAGACAUUUAAGGAAGCAGACCAAAGAUCUUCGCCUUGAGGUACGCAAUCUUCGACGAAUUGCACAAGCACAGUCAGUUACAGCAAGAGACACAGUGAGGGAAACCUGUAUCAAAAUUAAGUCUAUGUUAGCAUCAGCUCAAGCAGGAGAAGACCAAGUAUGUGCCGAGAGAUUAAGAGUUUCUCGGGAGGAAGAUCUAUAUAGACAAGAUGUAACAACAUUAGAAAAAGAUCUAACAGAAUUAGAAACUCAAGUAGAAGAAUUAAGAAGCAACGUAAUCAAUCGCAAGUGCCGAGUAAAUAUGAGUGAUGUUGAAGGCAUGGCCUUGGUACUAAGUAGAGCUAGCAAAACAGUGGCAGAUUUAAAAGCCCGAUUUCCUAAUUUACAAGAUAGUCUUAAAUCAGUAAUGGCAGCAGAAAUGGAAGUUGUGGUAAGAGAAGAAAAGUUUUUGAAAGAGGAGCCUGAUAGAUUAGAAACAGCACUUCGCAGAUGUAAAAAAUUAACAGGAACACUAGUAACAUUAAAGCGCUUGGCAUCUGUACAGGAGCAGCGCAACACUGGUGCUCACCCUCCCCCCGAGAAGUCAUCAUCCUCUGAAGGGAACCAUUCAGAUGGGGAAGUCCAAAACAUAAAGACAUUUGCUUCCGAUCCCCACACUGUGAUACAUGUUCCACCUGGCGGCCAUCAGAGGGCAUCUGAAAAUGCUUUGGAUGCAUUGCUUGAUGAAUUACAGACUUUUACUAAACCACUCGAGCAACCUCGGGACAAUAUUCCAGGGCUCUUAGGCCCUCAAAGACGUUUACCGUCGUAUCCAAGUGCUGAAUCUCCUGUGCGCAGCCCAGCUAGAUCUUUUGCUCCAUCUAUUCCAGGCCAACCAGAAGUUACAUCUUCAGGAAACAGUGCUUUCAGAGCUCCAGCCACAAUAACGAGUAAAUUACAAGUAAAUGAAUCUGGGCAACAGCGUACUGUAAUGUCCCCAUCACAUUCACCAGUUCCUGAUUCCAAAAAACCUCAAGACAUGAUAAUUAGGGUUGCUGUUAAUCCUGGUGGGAACACCAAACAAACGCUAAUUGAUGGGGUUGAAGGAACAAUAACUACAAACCCUGUUGCUCAUAAAAAAGCACCACCUCCGCCGCCUCCAAGAACAACAAGUCGAUCUCCUAUGACUUCGCCAACUACCGAUAAUCAAGACAGUGUGCCUGGAAGUCCAAGAGAUGUGGUGUUUAGUCAACUGAGAAGUAAUUCGGCACCUGCUGGAGAAACGGACAAUAGCAUAAAACGAAUGGCGGCACCCAGAUCCGUUUCAAAGGAUGAAGGUACAGCUCAAAAAGAAAAGGAAGACGAAGAACUUCUGAGAACCAGUGCUAUUUCUGAUGAAGCUCUUCGCAGAGAUCAGUUAUCUAGCAAUAGUAGCAGUAGUGAGAGUGUGAACUCCCAAGAAGGUCUUCAAGUAUCUCAGACUGGCAGUGGUUUGUCUCCAGUUGGAAAGCUUGAAAGAAAAUCUUCUAGUGGUAGUUCUCAUGGUACUCCACCAGAGGGUGGGACUCCUAAUAAAGAUUCCAAAAAGCUAGGCCCUCCAACUCCGCCUCGUUCUAGAACAGAAGUGCUAGAGCAGAGACAUCAAGAACUACUACGCAAACAAAAACAUCUUCAAGAUCAAUACUCACGCUUGCAACAACUGCAGAGAAGCCAGCUGCUACAACGUUUCUCUCCUCCUCGUUCUGCAGCAUCUACGCCAAUACUGAAUGAUCUCAAAAAAACAGGUAGUGAGAGUAAUAUACUAUCAAAAUCCUCUUUUUCAUUAACGCCCUCAUCUGGCUCUCUAACGCAUCUGGCUGGCACUGCAGUUACAUUUACAACUAAGCAAGAAACUAAACCUUCAACUGUCAUUACUACUACUUCAGCUACUUCAAAAGCACCAGCUGUGCCUGCCAAACCAUCCACAACACAGCUGCUUAAGAAUAAAAUAUAUGAAACUGAUAUCUUGUGAGAACUUUAAUAGAUUUAUGAAAAUAUUUCUCCCUUUUCUAUGAAAGAAUUUGUGACGAAUAUAAAUAUGGUUGAUAUUAAGCUGUUAUAUGAAAAGAAAUUUAGGCGGAUGAAACUUGUUUGAAUCGUUGGGAGGUUUGUAUAUUAAUUGCACUAAACUAAAUGUUGUUGUCUUUUGCUCUGUUUUAGCAGCAUAUCUCAUUAUUCGCUUAUGGCUCUGCGUAUUGAGCAUGUUUAUAUAUCUCAGUUAUUUGUCAAAGUUAUCUGCUGGUGCUGCUUCAGUCAAAAACAUAGUUAUGCUUUUGAAAUCCCUAGGCUCCAUGUUCAGUAGAAUCUAGAGCAUGAUUAUAGUGUAUAUCAGAUGUGGUUAAAAAUAUUUAUCAUGUUAAUAUAUUUGAUGAAAAAAGUUGUUUUGGAAUGCUAGGGACCCAUAUAUAAGCAUCUGUAUAAAGUAAUGUUUCAUAAGGUUUGUUCUCCAAAGAUGUUUAAUGAAUGAAAUUUUUUUAUUGAGUAUUUGUAAAUUGUUGAAAAAGGAAAUGGUCAAACUGAGUGGCCAACUUUUUUUUUUCUUUUGCUACUGUGGUGCCGUGUAUAAAAUAGUCAUGUUUUCACUGCUACAGUGAAUUGAAUGAAUCUAGUGAUGACUUUAUUAUUAGUUUUGUGUUCUUGUUCAUUCCAUGAGUAUGAUUGCUAUCAUUGGUGUGUUUUUACAUUUUUAGUGCAACCAAAUAUUGUCGAAUACAUAGUAGAUUUUACUGAUAACUGUACAAUUUCAGGAAAAUGUAUUGUGUACGUAUUUAGUCAAGAAGAAACUACAGUGUUAUAUUUCUGUGCUGGUGAAACAUUUGAGUAACAAAAGCAGUUCAAAAAAAUCAUUCAAACAAUAUAUCCAUUAUUUUAUAAGAAAGUUAUUUUGAUGUACUUAGAAUAAUAACAAACUAAGUUUAUUUUAUUUAGAAUUUUGUAGUUCUAUUAGCUGCAUUUAGAAGUUUAAUUUCAUUUCAUUUAUUAUGAGUCAUCGAUUCUGACAUGAAAGAUGCGCUGUGUAAUAUUCAAAAAUGAUAAAAGAUUGUUUUAAAAAAAGGUUGGGAUACAGAGCGUUUUGUACAUUGAGAGCAAAUAAUACAAAAUCCUUAUUACUUCCUUAAAAAAUGUUGUUUGAAUUUUCAUUUAAAAAUCUCUUUGAAACACAGCUGCUACCAAAAAGAUUAGGGUUAAUUGC